This is a messenger RNA of Salvia miltiorrhiza (redroot sage), 1802 nucleotides long. RefSeq names its product chloroplast envelope quinone oxidoreductase homolog. The record is from RefSeq and is a predicted model, not a curated record. NCBI's taxonomy places the organism in Eukaryota, Viridiplantae, Streptophyta, Magnoliopsida, Lamiales, Lamiaceae. The coding region runs from base 170 to 1159 and encodes 329 amino acids. Gene Ontology annotation, molecular function: oxidoreductase activity. The transcript is spliced from 5 exons.
AAGAAAAAAAAAAAAGAAAAGAAAAAUGUCAUACUCUCGUUGUUAACUCGAGCUCGCCAUUUUUCCGCCACAUCGUAUCGGUCGCUACCUCUCAUUCUCUCUGGAUACCAUUUUAGCCUCUCUCUCUCUCUCUCAACAGUUAGGGAACUAGCUUUUCUGUGAUUUGUGAAUGGCGGGGAAGGUAAUGCAUGCGGUUCAGUACGAAAGCUAUGGUGGUGGAGCAGCAGGUUUAAAGCAUGUUGAAGUUCCGAUCCCCACUCCGAGCAAGGGUGAAGUCCUGCUAAAGUUUGAAGCUAUAACCUUAAAUCCUGUUGAUUGGAAAACUCAGAAAGGCAUGAUUCGGCCUCUUCUUCCUCGGAAGUUCCCUCACAUUCCUGCCACUGAUGUUGCUGGAGAGGUCACAGAGGUCGGACCUGGAGUGACGAACUUCAAACCGGGCGACAAAGUUGUUGCGUUGCUGAAUCACUUUGCUGGAGGCGGUCUGUCUGAAUACGGAGUGGCCAAGGAAAAUUUGACAGUUCAGAGGCCUCCCGAAGUGUCAGCUGCUGAAGGCGCAGGCCUUCCCGUAGCAGGCCUUACAGCUCACCAGGCUCUCACGCAGUCGGCCGGGCUUAAACUCGACGGAAGUGGGGCCCAGAAGAACAUUCUUAUCACAGCCGCCUCGGGUGGCGUCGGCCAUUACGCCGUCCAGCUGGCGAAGCUGGGGAACGCGCACGUGACAGCCACCUGUGGCGCCCGCAACAUCGACCUAGUGAAGAGCCUCGGAGCAGACGAGGUCCUCGACUACAAGACCCCGGAGGGAGCCGCUCUCACGAGCCCCUCGGGCAAGAAGUACGACGCGGUGGUUCACUGCGCGCCGCCCAUCCCUUGGUCCGUCUUCGAGCCGAACCUGAGCUCGAACGGGAAGGUGAUCGACGUCACCCCCGGCGUCAGCUCGAUGCUCACUUUUGCUGUGAAGAAACUCACAUUCUCUAAGAAGCAGCUGGUGCCAAUACUCCUCAUCCCCAAGGGCGAGAACCUGCAGUAUCUUGUCGAUUUAGUGAGACAAGGGAAGCUCAAGUCGGUCAUCGACUCGAGAACCCCUCUGAGCAAGGCAGGCGACGCUUGGACGAAGAGCAUCGACGGCCACGCCACCGGGAAAAUCGUCGUCGAGCCGUAGUAGAAACUCGGUGGCUCAAAACCAGGUCCUUUGAAGUCAUUCAAAACUCAAAUCCAGAACCUAAAAGUAAACAAGGACAAUGGAGAAAAGUUGAAGACAGAGACAAGAUGCCUCCCACUACCAUUACAAGAAAAAAGCAGUUGUGAGCUCAAUCGGAAUGCAUUAGCUGCAACACUGAUAUGGAGCGAAAGGGCAUCGACAAGCGUGGUGGGUUCGCAGCGAGUUCCUGAGACACCUCCUUCAUAGACGGCCGCGAUUUCGGAUCAGAACUUAUGCAUUUGAGAGCUAUUUUCACCACUCCAACAAUUUCCCUGGACACUCUUACAUCUUCAUCUGGAGAUGCUAGUCUCUUGUCCAGGAGUUGUUGCACCAUCAAGUUUCGAGCAAACGGUGCGGAUGAGGAUGAUCCCUUCAUCGUGGUCACGGAGGAUACGAAAUCCCCUGGGUGGUCCCCACACACGAUUUCCAGUGCCAGAACUCCGAAGCUGUACACAUCGCAUUUCUCUGUAACCACCAUGGUAAAGGCUAGUUCUGCAAGCAGCAAACAUAUCUAUCAUGAAAAUUGAUGGGGGGAAAAUGUGUAUUAAUUCAUCCAAGCUGUGUUUAUGGAUACCUGGCGCGAUAUAGCCGCGAGUUCCGACUA